UCUCUCCCCGUCGGGCUCACUCCGUCUCUCCCUUCCCACCCCUCCCUUCGCCGUCGCCGCCGCGGCCGGGUCACGUGACUUUCCGCGCAUGGCGGCAGCGGUCGGAAGCUGCCUCGGGAGCUUGUAGCCCGGGGUGUGGGGUCUGGUGUGUCCCUGCGUCCCCCCUCACCCCUCGCCCGCCCCUUCUCUGUCCUCUCGCAGCCCGGCCGGCGGAGCGGGGAUGGCGGAGCGAGGCCUGGAGCCGUCGCCGGCCGCCGUGGCGGCCUUGCCAGCCGAGGUGCGGGCGCAGCUGGCCGAGCUGGAGCUGGAGCUCUCCGAGGGAGAUAUUACCCAGAAAGGGUAUGAGAAAAAAAGGUCAAAACUUCUGUCUCCUUACAUCCCACAGAUCCAAGGAAUUGAUUCCACAGUUCAAAAGGAACACAAAAACCAGAGCACUCCAUCUGCAGCACCCACCUCAACUCCUUCCAAGUACCACCGAGGUCGAUCUGGGGGAGCUAGAGAUGAAAGAUAUCGAUCAGAUAUUCAUACAGAAGCUGUACAAGCAGCAUUAGCCAAGCAUAAAGAACAGAAAAUGGCUCUGCCAAUGCCAACUAAAAGACGAUCCACAUUUGUCCAGUCUCCUGCAGACGCUUGCACGCCUCCAGACACAUCUUCUGCCUCUGAGGAUGAGGGUUCUCUGAGACGACAAGCUGCUCUCUCUGCUGCCUUGCAACAGAGCUUACAGAAUGCUGAGUCCUGGAUCAACCGUUCAAUUCAGGGAUCAUCUACUUCUUCAUCAGCAUCUUCUACACUAUCCCAUGGAGAGGUCAAAGGAACCACUGUGUCACUAGCUGAUGUAUUUGCCAGUACUCGAAUAGAGAAUUUUUCUGCUCCCCCUGAUGUCACCACAACUACCUCCUCUUCUUCAUCUUCCUCCUCGAUUCGCCCAGCAAAUAUUGACCUGCCCCCCUCGGGGAUAGUAAAAGGCAUGCAUAAAGGGUCUAAUCGUUCCAGCCUUAUGGAUACAGCUGAUGGUGUCCCUGUCAAUAGCAGAGUCUCUACAAAAAUUCAACAACUUCUGAAUACUCUGAAACGACCCAAAAGGCCUCCCUUAAAGGAAUAUUUUGUAGAUGAUUCUGAAGAAAUUGUAGAAGUACCUCAGCCAGACCCAAACCAGCCUAAACCAGAAGGACGUCAGAUGACUCCUGUGAAGGGAGAGCCAUUAGGAGUUAUCUGUAACUGGCCUCCUGCUCUAGAAUCAGCACUACAACGAUGGGGGACCACGCAGGCCAAAUGCCCUUGUCUGACUGCACUUGAUGUUACAGGGAAGCCAGUUUAUACGCUAACAUAUGGAAAAUUAUGGAGCAGAAGCCUCAAGUUGGCCUACACAUUGCUUAAUAAAUUGGGGACAAAAAAUGAACCAGUAUUAAAACCUGGAGAUAGGGUUGCCCUGGUCUACCCCAACAAUGAUCCUGUCAUGUUCAUGGUGGCUUUUUAUGGAUGUCUCCUAGCAGAAGUUAUCCCUGUACCUAUAGAAGUGCCACUUACUAGAAAGGAUGCUGGAGGACAGCAGAUUGGCUUCUUACUUGGAAGUUGUGGUGUUACCUUGGCUCUCACCAGUGAGGUUUGUCUGAAGGGGCUUCCAAAAACUCAGAAUGGAGAAAUUGUACAGUUUAAAGGUUGGCCCCGGCUUAAGUGGGUGGUGACAGAUUCCAAGUACCUUUCUAAAUCACCUAAAGAUUGGCAGCCACACAUCUCACCAGCCAGCAUUGAACCUGCCUACAUAGAGUAUAAGACAAGCAAGGAAGGGAGUGUCAUGGGAGUCACAGUGUCCCGGAUUGCCAUGCUGUCUCACUGCCAGGCUUUGUCACAGGCCUGCAACUAUUCUGAAGGGGAAACCAUAGUAAAUGUAUUAGAUAUCAAAAAGGAUGCGGGGCUGUGGCAUGGCAUAUUUGCGAAUGUAAUGAAUAAGAUGCACACAGUUAGUGUUCCCUACUCAGUGAUGAAGACUUGUCCCCUAUCUUGGGUUCAGCGAGUACAUACUCAUAAAGCCAAAGUGGCUUUAGUAAAAUGUCGAGAUUUACACUGGGCAAUGAUGGCACAUCGGGACCAAAGAGAUGUGAGUUUGAGUUCUCUCCGCAUGCUAAUUGUGACUGAUGGAGCUAAUCCUUGGUCUGUAUCAUCCUGUGAUGCUUUCCUGAGUCUGUUUCAGAGUCAUGGUCUAAAACCUGAGGCCAUCUGUCCUUGUGCCACAUCUCCUGAAGCUAUGACUGUAGCAAUUCGCAGACCUGGAGUUCCAGGAGCCCCUUUGCCAGGACGAGCUAUUCUCUCAAUGAAUGGCUUAAGUUAUGGGGUAAUCCGUGUCAAUACUGAAGACAAAAAUUCAGCUCUUACAGUGCAAGAUGUGGGACAUGUGAUGCCUGGAGGGAUGAUGUGCAUUGUAAAACCAGAUGGACCCCCCCACCUCUGCAAAACAGAUGAAAUUGGAGAAAUUUGCGUCAGCUCUAGAACAGGAGGCAUGAUGUACUUUGGACUUGCUGGUGUGACUAAAAACACAUUUGAGGUGAUUCCAACUAAUGCUGCAGGGUCUCCUAUUGGAGAAGUGCCCUUUGUCCGAUCAGGAUUGCUUGGAUUUGUUGGGCCAGGUAGUCUUGUAUUCGUGGUCGGAAAAAUGGAUGGGUUGCAGAUAGUUAGUGGCCGAAGACAUAAUGCUGAUGACAUUGUUGCAACUGGAUUGGCAGUUGAAUCAAUAAAAACUGUCUAUAGGGGCAGGAUUGCGGUCUUCUCUGUGUCUGUGUUUUAUGACGAGCGCAUUGUAGUGGUAGCAGAGCAGCGUCCUGAUGCUUCAGAGGAAGAUAGCUUCCAGUGGAUGAGCCGAGUGCUACAGGCAAUUGACAGCAUUCAUCAAGUGGGGGUAUACUGUCUAGCUCUAGUUCCAGCCAAUACUUUGCCAAAAACUCCACUUGGAGGAAUCCAUAUAUCUCAGACAAAACAGCACUUUCUGGAGGGAUCUCUGCAUCCUUGUAAUAUUCUUAUGUGCCCACAUACAUGUGUCACCAAUUUGCCAAAACCCCGGCAAAAACAACCAGUUGUAGGUCCUGCCUCUGUGAUGGUUGGGAAUCUAGUUGCUGGAAAACGAAUUGCACAAGCUGCAGGGAGAGACCUUGGGCAAAUUGAAGAGAAUGAUUUGGUGAGAAAGCACCAGUUCCUGGCAGAGGUAUUGCAGUGGAGAGCCCAAGCCACUCCUGAUCAUAUACUCUUCCUCCUGUUGAAUGCCAAGGGAACUACUGUGUGCACAGCCAGUUGCCUUCAGCUUCAUAAGAGAGCAGAGAGAAUUGCAGGGAUUCUUUAUGAUAAGGGACACUUAAAUGCAGGAGACAACGUGGUGCUUCUUUAUCCACCUGGCAUUGAGUUAAUUGCUGCGUUCUAUGGCUGUUUAUAUGCUGGGUGCAUUCCUGUGACAGUUCGACCUCCUCAUGCUCAGAAUCUUACUGCCACCCUACCCACUGUCCGCAUGAUUGUUGAUGUCAGUAAAGCAGCCUGCAUUCUCACAACUCAGACCCUUAUGAGGUUGCUGAAGUCUAGAGAGGCAGCAGCAGCUGUAGAUGUGAAAACAUGGCCAACCAUCAUUGACACAGAUGAUUUGCCCAGAAAGCGGUUACCUCAGCUGUAUAAACCUCCCACCCCAGAGAUGCUAGCAUACCUUGAUUUUAGUGUUUCCACAACUGGCAUGCUUACAGGAGUGAAGAUGUCCCACUCUGCUGUAAAUGCUCUUUGUAGAGCCAUCAAACUCCAGUGUGAGCUAUACUCCUCUCGGCAGAUUGCCAUCUGCCUUGACCCCUACUGUGGCCUUGGCUUUGCACUCUGGUGUCUCUGCAGUGUAUAUUCAGGUCACCAGUCAGUUUUAAUUCCUCCCAUGGAGCUUGAAAACAACCUUUUCCUUUGGCUUUCUACUGUAAACCAGUACAAAAUCAGGGACACUUUUUGUUCCUACUCAGUAAUGGAGCUGUGCACCAAAGGGCUUGGGAACCAAGUGGAAGUCUUAAAGGCAAGAGGCAUAAAUCUGUCCUGUGUCCGGACCUGUGUGGUUGUUGCCGAGGAGCGGCCUCGUGUCACCCUCCAGCAUUCCUUCUCCAAGCUUUUUAAAGAUAUUGGCCUCUCUCCACGGGCUGUCAGCACGACAUUUGGAUCAAGAGUCAAUGUGGCGAUCUGUUUACAGGGAACCUCAGGGCCUGAUCCAACUACUGUGUAUGUAGAUCUGAAAUCGCUAAGACAUGACAGAGUUCGUCUUGUGGAGCGGGGAGCUCCCCAGAGCCUACUUCUCUCAGAAUCUGGAAAGAUCCUGCCUGGGGUCAAGGUGGUCAUUGUUAAUCCAGAGACCAAAGGGCCUGUUGGAGAUUCUCAUCUUGGAGAGGUCUGGGUGAAUAGCCCUCACACAGCCAGUGGCUACUACACCAUCUAUGAUAAUGAAACUCUCCAAGCUGACCAUUUCAACACUCGGCUCAGUUUUGGGGAUGCUGCUCAGACGCUCUGGGCUAGGACUGGAUAUCUUGGCUUUGUUCGCCGAACUGAGCUUACAGCUGCCACUGGAGAGCGUCAUGAUGCACUGUAUGUAGUGGGAGCCCUGGAUGAAACUCUAGAGCUGAGAGGAUUACGGUACCAUCCAACUGACAUAGAGACCUCAGUCUCUCGGACACACCGGAGCAUUGCUGAAUGUGCUGUGUUUACAUGGACCAACUUACUUGUGGUGGUUGUGGAACUCUGUGGCUGUGAGCAAGAAGCCCUGGAUCUGGUCCCUUUGGUGACUAAUGUGGUCUUGGAAGAACAUUACCUCAUUGUUGGAGUUGUGGUUGUGGUGGACCCAGGAGUCAUCCCAAUCAAUUCUAGAGGAGAGAAGCAGCGGAUGCACCUCCGGGACAGCUUUCUGGCAGAUCAGUUAGAUCCUAUCUAUGUGGCUUAUAACAUGUGAUUAUGCAUUAUGGGUAUGUAGCCAGUUCAUCAGAAUCAUGAAAGCCAAAGGCCUGGGACUGGGUUACUAUUGCCAUCUUUUAAAAAAAAAAAAUAAGGCUAAAAACAAAUACUAACACUUGCUAUAAAAUAAUUUGAGGUGGAUACUUUAUUUCCUUUUUCUUAUUGUAUGGAAUUCUACAAUCAUGUGACAAACAGGAAAGGGAAAUUCAUUGGUAGCAAAUGAAAAAAAAGUUAAUAGUUUUACUUGGGUGUGACCUUUAACAUUGAGGAUGUAAGCAGCACGUUACUAAAGCCUUUGCUAAAUGGGUGUUACAUUUUUUUCAUCUGUUGUACAUACUUGUAUUUUUAUCUAAUGCUAUUUUAGAAUUUUGCAAAGGGAUUUAUUAACAUAAAGGAAAUAGUCCGAGUUCCACAGUUCUCCAUCAUAUAUUGUAUUUUGCAAUUAUACUGUAGCUAGUGCUUUGGGGCUUUGUUAACAUGGGGUUGUACAGAAUACUCACAGUCAUGCCAUGAGCAAAUUGGAUGACUCAUUAAAUCUAAGGAUAAUGUCAUCAUAUAUAUACACACAUGCACAUGUCUAAAAUUUAAAGGGUUUUGCCUAUAUUUUUAAACUGUAAAUAAUAGUAUGCAUAAUUCAGCACACACACAAAAAAGGCUUGUAUAACUACAGCCACCAAAGUAGAAACAUUUAGAAUUAUAAUUUUAAGAUUCUUAACAUUUUAUUGGUUAGAUAACUAACCAAUUAGUUAAGUUGUAUGCAGGUUUCCAUUGCACUUACUGUGACUUGGCUGGCUGGCUGGCAUGUUUUAUAAGAUUAAGCUGCCUGUGUUUGUAUUUAAAGCCCAUUUCCCUUUACAAUGAACUUGUUUUAAACAUUAAUACAAUUAAUAUCUGCAAGUUGACCAAUUAAAAGUCUCACUUUACAAAACAAAAACUACUCAAAGCACCAAGUAAAAAAAUCAGAAUUACCUUAUCCUGGGGAGACACUGCUCCCUACUAUCCCCAGUUUUGAAAUUGCAUUUUUGAAUUUAAUUGUCAAAAACUUCCUAAUGUAAGUGAAUUUCCUCUUUCCCAGUCAUCUUGCUCCUUUAUAGUCAAACUUCUAUCUACAAUUUCUGCAUACAGUUUCUCUUUAAAAACCAGAAAAAUCCUUCUGAUUGUCCACUCCAUGGGAGCAAGGGGUGGAGAAGGGAGGCAGAGUUUUAUCACGUGGAAACGAUGCAUAUGUCGUUGGGAGAGGGAAGGAGCUGAGAAGGGAGUGAGACAAGUGGCCAGUGCAUUCCAAAAAGUUCAGUGUUGGUCAACUCCUUUCAAUGGGAUCAUAGCCAGCCUUAGAAAAAUACUCACAAGAAAACCCUGUUUUAUGCAAAACACACUGUUUUGGACUAACUGUGGUGCCCAGGCCUAGCAGACUAAAAGACAGAGCCAAAAUUGUCUCUGGCUCAGUUUCCUUUUUUGGUCUGAUCCUUCAUGUAUUCAAACAUAGUUGGAUUCUAUUUUUUUUUUUUUCUUACAGAAAUAUUUUUUAAAAUUAAGAGAAAAAAAAAAGAACCACCAAACCCUCAAAGUAAAUAAGACUUUAGAAUGGUUCUCCUGGAUCCAUCUAGUCUAUUGUGUAAAUACUUACUCUAUUUUAAUAAUGCACAUUAUUUACCCCAGUGUAACAUCAUGUAAACUAAAUAUGUUUUUAAACAAUUUUUAAGACUUGUAUUUACCCUGAAAAUAAGGUUUAUAAAUGCAGAGACAGACCCUUCUCUAUAGCAGUGCUAUCAAGUGCUGUGUAAACAGUCCUGUGACUUGAAGCCACUUUAUUACUACCCUUUUCAUUGUCCUCAUUUCUUUUCAUUCUCCAGCAAGGGCGGGCCCGAAAACAUUUUUCACUUGUGCAUCUGUUUGUUUGUUUGUUUUUUAAUAUUUUAAGUAAAUUAAUUUGUGAUGUGAGAGGGUCUGGCAUGUGUAGGAAAAGCACACCCAUCAAGACAAAUAUAAAACCUCUGUGCUUCCAGAUAAAUGGUUUAGUUUUGAGGUACAAUAGCUUGCUAAUUGCUCUCACACCACACACACACACACACACACACACACACACACACACCCCUUUCAUUCUGGACAAAGCAAAGGUCCAUAGAAACUAUUUUAAAAGAACUGCCUUUCUCUGUAGUCUUCCCAAUUCUUAAGAUAAAUAUAUAAAGUAAUAUAAAUUGUAAAUCAUACCUGCAAAAAUUAGAAAGGAGACAUAUAGACUACCAUUUAUGAGAAGAAUACAGGCAGCUCUGUGCUCUUUGAAGGCUGAUUAUCCAGGUUGUUAAAUAGAUUUUGCAUUUCUUCAGGUCUCUAGCUUCUCUUUAACAAUCCUGCUCCCACUUUUGUGGCCAUUUCACUGCUUUUGAUCAAUGUCUGCAGUAUUCUGUGAUUAUCCCUUCUAGUCAUAGACUUUAAAAAUCACAUAGCUGGAAGGGACCUGGGAAAUCAGCUGCUCCAACUCUUGCUCAUUAGAUGAAUCCUAUGUACAUCAUCUGCAUCGAGGGAUCAUCCAACCUCUACCUGAGACCUCCAGCAAUGAGGAACUCACUACCUCAUGAGGCAGCCUGUUCCAUUUUUGUACAGUUCUAAUUUUUAGAGAAGUCUUCCAUAGAUUGAACCAACAUCUGCCUCCUUGUAGCUUUCUGGGGCUUCCUUCUCUAGCUAAACCCUUUGGGUAUAGGAAUCCCAAGACUUUGUUAAAAGAGGGUUCUUCUGGAGCCAAGCAGAAUAAGUCUGAUCUCUUACAUCCCUUCUGAUACUUGAAAACAGCUAUCAUGAGAUUCAAUUCAACUCAUGUUUAUGUUAACAAAGCUACUGUGUACAGAGCACUUUGUGUCUCUCUAAAUCUUCUCUUUUUCAGGCUAAGUGUCCCUAUUUCUUUUAACCAUUUUUUUAGAUGACUUGAUUUCAACUUGUACCAUUCAAUUACUCAUCUUUGGAUAUAGUACAGUUUAUUAAAUCCCUACUAAAAGUUGGUAUAACUAAGAGUUUACAAGAAAACUUUCUUCUUAUGAUAUACUCCUACUAUUACACUAAGGAUAAUAUCCCAUGGUGUCACUUGACUGUGUAAUGGGACUUGCUUAUAAAGCUUUUUUGUGUUUACAUGCCCUUUGGCAGUCUGAUGAAACCCAUGGACCCUUUCUCAGAAUCUUGUUUAUAAAUGCAUAAAAUAAAAAAUACAUAAGAUUACAAAGAAAAAAUAACUAUGGAAACAUAGUUAUCAAAAUGCAUUUUUCAAGUUUCUGGACCUUAGAUUAAAAAUUACUGCUUUAAAAGCUACGGCAAUUCAUUUUCAUCUAAGAGAUUUGUGUGUAUACACACAUGCUUGCACAUGUGCAUCAUGUAUGCACAUGUACAUGCAUAUGUGUACAUAUUUGCUUUUUUAAAGUCAUCUACUACACAUAGCCUUAGCAGAUCUCUAGGACACACUGCCUGUGUUCCUCUGCAAAAAAUUGUAUAUGGGAAUGGAGAAGAAAAUUUGUAUUUUCAUUCACUAAAUGAAUGAAUUUUCAUCUCAGUGCAAAGAGAUCCAUUCAUCAAAUUGAGACCCUUAUUGUUUAAACCACAAAAUAAGGCAAUAAAGGCAGCUUCUUUGGAAUAGUGCCUGGAGAUGAAGAACAUUUACAGGGAGCUAAAUAUGGUUAGUGUCUAUAUUUUUAUAUGAGUUCUAAAGCUCUGGAGUUCAGUGUCCCAUAUAGCAUGAUUGGCUUUCUUUAAUGAUGCUUCUUGUCAUGGAAUGGACCAUUUUCUCCCUAGUAUAAGUCUUUCCUUCUAUUAGAUCCUUAGAAAGUUGCUUUGCUUUUGGUUAUCAGGGAUCAUAGCUUUCCUACUAGUUGCCACUUUAAGAUAGCCCUUGGGGAAAUUUGGCACAAUGCUUGGCUCAGACAAAGAACCCAAGACCCUAGCAAUUGUGUUAUGUUAUUUGCCCCAGGCAUGGUGCUGGAUCUCUUGGCCAAAUAAACCACUUUCCUUAGGAACCCAGGAAUCUUUCAAACUAAACCAAGAAGGAGGUCAUGCUCACCUAGCUCUCGAGCUCCAGAAUGAUCUAUGCCUUAGCAUUGUUUUUGUUGUCUCCUGUAAUGUACUGGUGGUAAGAGAAAUUGGAGCAUGAAGCUACAAUACUCUUAAAAACAUGAAUCUCUUCCUUUAUCAUUUUUUGUGUUCUUCCUAAUUUAGUUUAAUGUAGAUGGGCCAUGUUAUUUGUCCAGAGGAUGAGAUUGUAAAAAUAUGAGAAUAAUUUUUUUAGUUCUAAAUGCAGCUUUUGUUUACUUUCUGUCAAAUAUUUACCAGUGUCAAAUUCAAACUAUAAUAACUAUGUAAUUAUGUAUAAAGGUUUUUUUUUUAUUUAUUUGAAAUUAGACUAGGUAUACAUUUUUUAAAUUUAACAUCUGGCUGGACAGUGUUCUAUUAAUUCAUUGAAUGUGUUUCCUUUGUCUUGUGUUAAUAAAUAUUGAUGCCUGUUUCUGUA
Sarcophilus harrisii (Tasmanian devil) is the source of this 9439-nucleotide messenger RNA. It is a transcript of the gene DIP2B, whose product is annotated as disco interacting protein 2 homolog B. Lineage: Eukaryota; Metazoa; Chordata; Mammalia; Dasyuromorphia; Dasyuridae. The transcript has 38 exons. Bases 221 to 4948 code for a protein of 1575 amino acids. The record is from RefSeq and is a predicted model, not a curated record.